Molecule: messenger RNA, 975 nt
Organism: Hyaloscypha bicolor E
Lineage: Eukaryota; Fungi; Ascomycota; Leotiomycetes; Helotiales; Hyaloscyphaceae
Exons: 1
Coding region: 1-975 (324 amino acids)
Source: RefSeq, a predicted model, not a curated record
AUGUCGAAAAUGUUUUCUACAUAUUCGCUAUAUUCGACUUGGUUGAUCUUCUUGUCUGUUUCUCAGUUCGCGAACAGCCAGGCAUGCUACUUUCCCAAUGGAGUGAACUCAGGUUACAAACAGUGCAGCUCCAAUGGCGGAGCCUGCUGCUAUUACUUCGACGACGCUCAUCACGAUCCGUGCUUCAGCAAUGGUUUAUGCCAAUCAAUCUUCUUUGGCUACAUCUACCGAGGCGCAUGCACAGAUUCGAAGUGGGGGCCUUCAUGUCCGAACGUGUGCACCAAUGGUACAACUCCCUCACCUUCCCAAGCCUUACUAUAUCUCCCUCCCCCGUAUACUCACCAGCACCCAACUGACAUCACACAACCAGUCAACGACGACCAAGAAAUCCUUCGCUUCUGCAGCCCCUUGAACGCCUAUUGCUGCCAAAACAGCUCCUCAACAGCAGACUGCUGUGCUGCUGGCGUGGGGUUCGAAUGGAAUAAUGCAACUUGGAUUAACUACCAGUUCGCGCCGCAGCAAGAUCAAUUUAGCUUCAAUCUCGCGAAUGCGUAUACCACUAUCUCGACUUCCAUAUCGGCGUCUACUGCAGGGACAUCUGCCACGGCAGCCUCGGUUUCAGGAACAGCGUCGGCGGUCUCAAGUGUGAAGCCAACAAAUACCGCGAUGUGUUCGAAUAGCUCAACCACCGCCAUAGGUGCUGGUCUUGGUGUGGGACUCGGUGUACCGCUGCUUGUUGCGUUGGCAGGUUUGCUCUGGCUGAUGGCGAGGCGAAGGUAUGAAAAGCCUCAGACAACUGUUCCGGUGGCAUCGAGAUCAAUUAAGCCGGAACUCCAUGGUUAUAGCUCGGGGCCGGCUCCAGGACAUAAUGGGGGUUAUAGUGAAGGCCCUGCAGCAGGUCUCACGGGAAGGAGCGAACUGCCUAUAGAAACGGGAUAUGGACGUGCGGAAUUGGGACAGGGAGAAAGGCGAUAA